This is a messenger RNA of Enterobius vermicularis (human pinworm), 597 nucleotides long. The record is from the annotation of a GenBank genome assembly. NCBI's taxonomy places the organism in Eukaryota, Metazoa, Nematoda, Chromadorea, Rhabditida, Oxyuridae.
AUGGCAUAUGUCAAAACGUCAAGUCAAAGAAAUACUCUGAAUGACGAUUCAGCGGGAGACUACGGCAGUAUAAAGCGUACUGACAACAAAGCCGACAUUUCUUCCAUGACGACGCCUCGAAGAGCACUUGAAGAUGUGAAAAAUGUUGCAUCAGGCGCCUUUAAGACGCCCUCUACGUUCAAGAAACCCUAUGGGGUACUUGGUAGUGUGGUCAGGAGGCCUGUGCCUUUUAAUAUCUCAGAAGAUCUUUUGAAAUCAAAUCAGGGAACUAGUCUUCAGCAGUUGAGCUCGAGUGACAGGCAGUUCUAUAUGAUUGAUCCAGAUGCCCCAGCGGAAACGUUUAAUUACAGAGAAACUUCAGAAAGGUUUGAAGAACUAGUUCCUGAUCCAGAACGGAGAAUUGAAAUUGAUCAUUUAUUUUUCAACAUAAUAAGUAAUCGCAGUUUUGUCCGUCAGCUAUUUACUGAUAUAGUUUCUGAUGAGCAGUUUGAAGAAAUUGAAAGAGAUGCUUUGCUGCCUGAGGAAGAGUUUUUGAAAAAAAUUUCUGAUUUAACUUCGAAUGUGAGCGUCAAAGUUACAACUGCGGAGUCUGAUUAG